This is a messenger RNA of Saccostrea echinata, 458 nucleotides long. RefSeq lists its product as uncharacterized. The transcript is spliced from 3 exons. The record is from RefSeq and is a predicted model, not a curated record. Bases 42 to 437 code for a protein of 131 amino acids. Lineage: Eukaryota; Metazoa; Mollusca; Bivalvia; Ostreida; Ostreidae. Gene Ontology annotation, biological process: arachidonate secretion; phospholipid metabolic process. Gene Ontology annotation, molecular function: A2-type glycerophospholipase activity.
GUGUGAUAAGGUUUUGUUGGUUAUCUCUCUAGGUGACCAAAAUGAAGACUCUAUGUCUCUGGCUGAGUCUGCUGGUGGCCAUUGUAUCGACAGCCCAGUACGACUACUGUUUACAGCAUGCCCCUGAUGGGGCCGUGAAUGGCUGCAGCCUUCCUCCACUCGUGCACUUUAACUAUGAGUACCAAUUCACACCGUCAUGUAACAAACAUGACAUCUGUUAUCAUUGUGGUCACCACUAUGGAAUUACAAGAUCCGAUUGUGAUCACAAGUUUCUGCAUAAUAUGCUUGCUACGUGCACUUCCAAAAAGAGGCUAUUGAACUGCCAGCACUCAGCGGACGCAUUUUUUGGUGCCGUCCGUACGGCCGGAGGACUUAUCUAUAGAACGGAAGUCCCACACUACUGCACAGAUUCUUGGGUUCACAAUUGUCUUACAUAAAACACACUGUCCAAAUGAAAG